Messenger RNA from Hermetia illucens (black soldier fly), 3488 nucleotides. RefSeq names its product rho GTPase-activating protein 19-like. Gene Ontology annotation, molecular function: GTPase activator activity. The transcript has 9 exons. Gene Ontology annotation, biological process: regulation of small GTPase mediated signal transduction; signal transduction. Lineage: Eukaryota; Metazoa; Arthropoda; Insecta; Diptera; Stratiomyidae. The record is from RefSeq and is a predicted model, not a curated record. The coding region runs from base 488 to 3163 and encodes 891 amino acids. Gene Ontology annotation, cellular component: cytoplasm.
UUGGCUAUUAUUAUUCUAUAUUGUUGUAAGUAACUGGCCACCGGCAAGUGGAUUGCCAUUACUGGAUUAACGUUAAUUUAUUUAAUUUUUCAGACAAAAUCCUUUUAGCUCAAGCUUGAAAAUCAAGGAAUGUUGAUAUUUUCCAGAUUUUUUUCCGAGACAGUCCCGACAACCUGCAUUUCAUGUAUCCACUAAUUCCACCAUUUUCAUUCAAAUGUCACCGUUUUUACUCGUUAGUGCCUUAUAUGUUGCACUUUAUUGGAUUUAUCUCAAUUAAAACCUUGGGACCGUUUGUUAAACCGUGUUUCGUAGGAAUGUGUUUACCUGAAAUCAUCACACGCUUUUCAUCGCAUAUGAAAUUUUCAAAUGGGGCAUUAUCCCCAUGUUUGGAUUUCCAUUCCUCAAAGACUUUUUAAACGGUGGCCGAGAAUUCAAAUGACAUUUUCCUUGGUAUUAAUAGAAAUGCAGUGUUUAUGAAAAUUUGAAAAUGAUGGAGGGUCAGCAAGCAGUUACCGUGGAUAAAGUGAUUGCCCAAAAUAUGCGAACAACGAAUUACGAACAGUUUAAGAGUUUGGUGCGAAUGCACCUGUCCUUUGAACUUGAUUUGAAUACUGACGAAUUCGAUUUACCUUGCCACGAAGUUAUUUAUUAUGAGAAGGGCAAGGUGAAGAAAUGGAAUCGUUUGUCAAAGAAGAUAAAGGGGUGCACGGCGGGCCCGAAAACAAAUAGUCCACCUGAUACAAACUCUGUUUUGUUGAAUAUGGAACUAGUUAGGCAACUGCGAACCUUGAAGGAGUUUCUUAUGCGAGAAGAAAAUAUUGUGCAAGAAGGAAUUUUUCGAAGAACUGGUGCUGUUUCACGGCAGAACGAGCUUCGUUUACAAAUGAACCAAAAGAAAGAAUUAAAUUUAUCGGAAGGUUUCACUGUGCAUGAUUGUGCGACUGUAUAUAAGGGCUGCCUUUCAGAACUUGCCGAACCUUUGCUGACUGAUGCACAUUACCCAGCGCAUUGCCAAAUUGCAGACUUAUGCAAUGCUGAAGAAAAGAUUAAUUCUCAAAUCAAGGAAGAACACCUUUUGCGCUCGGUACAACUCUUAAUGCUUCUUUUACCCGAAGAAAAUCGAAUUUUGUUUGAAGAUAUUAUCGAUAUGUUGCAUGAAACAACUAAAUAUGAAAGUACAAAUAAGAUGACCCCAGAUAGCUUGGCAACGCUCUUCACGCCCCAUCUUAUUUGCCCGCGUAAUCUACCAGCAGAAGCUUUGCACUAUGUUUCGCAGAGUAUGUCUAGUGUAAUCAGCUAUAUGAUUGUACAAGGAUCCCAUAUUUUCGAUAUACCCCCUAAGCUUGCAACAGAUAUUCGCGCUUACUCCUUAGAGCAGAAACGAAAGAAAACAAUGUCUCCGGAGCAACUGCUAGAUGAGUCCACCUCAGAUAUAUCGACUGUAAACACUGUUUACACCUUUGUGGAUAGAGAAAAGACAGCUGAAGCGCAUAACUCCAAUCCUACAGAUACGGCCCUUGCUCAGCUGUAUGCUCACAUACAAUCUUUACCAGAAUCUUCUAAAAAGCGAAAACUUAUCAAGCAGUUUAAUAAAGAAAAUGGUCAAGGCACACCUCUACAAUUCCUUAUGCUCAAUCGUAUCAAACAUGCUGGGUCGAGCCGAGGCGCCAAAUCCAUAGGUGACUCCAUUAAAAAGCAUAUUUUCCACAGGAGCAUCAUGUCACGUACGCCAAAGAGUACAUCAGCAACUUCGCAAUGUGAUACACCAAAUAGCGUCAUUUCUCUCCCUAAAGUGCGUGUGCUCUUUCAAAGUCCUAAUCGCAAGCCCAAUAAUUUUGGUUCUAGUUUAGCGCUCAAAAAACAUCCUUUACACAAAUCCAUAUCGUCCACAUCCUUACUAACUACUGCCAGUACACCCUCAAAACUCCUAAGAGUUGAUUGGGAUUCAAGAAAGAAUUUAGCUCAUUCGAUGGGGGCAAGUAACAACCUAGAAAAACCUACUUCAGAAGAAAACGGAAAAAGUAUAGAACUGUCGAGACAAGAUAGUAUGCUUCACAAAAGGCAUUCCGAUUCAAAGCAUAAUACAGGAAUUGAUAAAUACCAAACCACUGCUGUAAGGAAACUCCUAUUUAAAUGUAAGUCGGAACCAGACAUUGUUCAUCUUUCCCGAAGAGGAAGAUCCGAAUGUCCGACUGUUUAUGAAAAUGGACUGAGAAAAAGUCUGAGUUUGAAUGAUUUGAAAGCUUGCUCUUCAUGUGAAAUGCUUCCCAUGUCGAAUACAACAAGUUUAGGCCUUAAAGGCAAAGUUUCAGACAGUAAUGAGAUUUACACACCUCCUCGUCACCCACAUGAUGUUUCUCAUCAUGUUUCUCAUAUGGAGACUGAAGAUAUUCACACCCCUGGAGGGUUGAAUAUUUACCGUAGUAAGGAACUCAUCACUAGUACGCCCUCUUUACUGCUCGGACGAAGAUCAAUGUCGCCAAUCACAAAGUCGACGCAAAGAAUGCCCAAGUCUAUGCAGGAAUCCAUAAUGACACCGCGAUCACGCAAACCUGUGAUGUUGGCUACAACAGUUGGUCUCCUGGACCAGAAUCAAGCUACGUACCAAGGGGACUUGUCGAGUUUCCGUGAACAGGAUGAGGACUCCUUUUUGAUUCAAAAUGCAUCUACACAAGUCGAGCACCCUGCUUUGUAUCGAUCAUUUCACGAAAACGAUUUACCGACUAAUAUAAAUAACGAAAAAGUCGAACUCGAACCCGAUUGCCACUCAUUGACAGAUACUUUCAGGGAAUAUCUCCUCGGCCGCAGUGUCCUAACCACAAAUCCAAUCGAUGCCUCAUUUUCUAGCCAUUCCGACGACUUUGGAUCUACCCCCGAUAUCCGCGAUCUAGAUGAAUCUGAAAUGAGUGCGAGUCUUCUUUACUGUUUGAAUGGCAACCAACCAGAUAGUAGCCUUUCAGAUUUUACUACAGAUAACGAGUUAGAAUCUAACUCAUUACGGAUAAUUGAAGGAGGUCGUAAAGAUGGCUUCAGUAGAAAGCGAUUGGCAUGUUCCGAAGAAUCAUUGAAUGAGAAGGAGAAUAUAUAUAUGAAUGGAAUUCGAAGUGAACAAACUAAAAAAGUUUUAGUAUUAGAAAAAAAUCCUAAUGAGACAUCAUUGUAAUUGGAAAUCGGAUCAUUCUGAACGAAUUCCUUGUAUAUGAAACACACUUGAUAGUUCGUUUGAAAAGAAAGGUGGCUAAUGCCGUGAAAAUUAAUCUUACGAAUUUUUCACUGGCUUCUGUGAUUUUAAUUUCAUUUUAGAAAUUGUAUUUCUUGAACAAAGAAAUCGUAUGUCGACAGCUUGCGAAUGUCUAGGGUACUAGAAGUGCGUUUCAUAAACAGGGUUUCUAGUCUUCAUAGUUAAGAUGUGUACGAAAUUUUAAUAUUAUAAUGUUAACGUUAUAAAAUAAUAGAACGGAUAAGUUUUUAUUGGAGUUUGCUCGUCG